This is a messenger RNA of Anolis sagrei ordinatus, 864 nucleotides long. Lineage: Eukaryota; Metazoa; Chordata; Lepidosauria; Squamata; Anolidae. The record is from RefSeq and is a predicted model, not a curated record.
CCUCUCCGACCCUCCUUUCCAGAGCUGCCCCAUAACAAAAAGGAGUGCUACCUGAACUUUGACGACACCGUCUUCUGCGACAGCGUCCUGGCCACCAACAUCACGCGCCAGGAAUGCUGCUGCUCCCUUGGGGCCGGAUGGGGGGACCACUGCGAGAUCUACCCUUGCCCAGUACUCAACUCAAUUGAAUUCACCACACUCUGUCCGGACGGCAAAGGAUUCAUUUUGGACGACGCUAUCCUCAAUUACGGCAUCCCGGCCCACCGCGACAUCGACGAAUGCGCCCUGUUUGGGCCCGAGAUCUGCAAGGAAGGGAAAUGCGUCAACACCCAGCCUGGCUACGAAUGUUACUGCAAGCAAGGGUUCUACUACGAUCAAAACCUCUUGGAGUGUGUUGAUGUUGACGAGUGCCUGGACCUGUCGAACUGCAUGAAUGGAACAUGUGAUAAUACCCGGGGUAGCUUCCGAUGCAACUGCCCUGCCUCCACCAUCUAUGAUCCAGUUCGCAAAAAGUGUGUGGCAACUAGUGAAAUUGACGUGGACGAGUGCCAGGAUCCCAGGAUCUGCAAACUGGGGCGCUGCACCAACACCGUGGGGUCCUUCACUUGCGAAUGCCACCCUCCCUUGACCUUGGACCCCAGUGGCAAGGAGUGCCAGCUUCCGGAGAUGCAAGCGGGUACGGCUUUGUGGAGUUUGUGGGAUUUAUCAUUGUUGAGAUUAAUUUCACAAUUCAGCAGCAGAUCAGUUGCACAACUUCAGCGCUUUCCAGUAGCUUCUUCCUGCACAGUAUUUUCAGUCAACUGCUCCCACAAACUGCAGUCACUCUGGAACUCUUUUACAGAAACUUGAGCACAUGCCCGGCCA